This is a messenger RNA of Nerophis ophidion (straightnose pipefish), 1173 nucleotides long. Its product is annotated as tripartite motif-containing protein 12A-like. The record is from RefSeq and is a predicted model, not a curated record. NCBI's taxonomy places the organism in Eukaryota, Metazoa, Chordata, Actinopteri, Syngnathiformes, Syngnathidae. Gene Ontology annotation, molecular function: zinc ion binding; ubiquitin-protein transferase activity. Bases 1 to 1173 code for a protein of 390 amino acids. Gene Ontology annotation, biological process: protein ubiquitination. The transcript has 2 exons.
AUGGCGUGCUCUGAAGCUCUCCAAUGUCCUACCUGUUUGGACGUCUUCAAAGACCCUGUCAUUUUGCCUUGCAGCCACAGCUUCUGUCGCUCCUGCGUGGAGCAAUGGUGGACGGAGAAAAAGGACCGUUCUUGUCCACUCUGUAGGACAGAGCACAGCUCCUUGGUUGCACCUCGGAACUUGGCCUUGAAGAACGUGUGUGAAGCUUUUGCAGAGUUUUCCUUGGACACUGACGAAGAGUGCAAGUUGCACAAGGAGAAACUGAAACUGUUCUGUUUGGAACAUCAGCAGCCUGUGUGCUUCGUUUGCAGCCAUGCAGAAAUGCACACAAAUCACAAAUUCUCUCCUAUCGAGGAAGCUGCAAAGGAACCCAGAGAAGAUCUAGAGAAAGACCUGCAAGCCAUGACAAAAACACUGAAAAUGUUUACCGAAGUUAAAGAAGACAUCAGUCAACAAGCAGAAGACAUCCAGGUCCAGAAGCAGCAGGCUGAAAGCAAGAUUAAGGAGAAAUUUAAGGAGAUUCACAACUUUCUGGUGAAGGAGGAGGAGGCUCGAUUGUCUGCUGUGAGAAAAGAAGAGCAAUGCAAGAGUCAGACAAUGAAAGAGAAGAUUGAGGGUCUCAGCAGCGACAUGAACACUCUCCAAGACGUGAUUAACAACACGGAGAAGCUGCUAACAGCAGACAAUGUUUCCUUCAUGAAGAACUACAAGAAAAUGAGGGCCAGAGCCCAGGAGCUGCCCGAAGAGCCCAAGCUGGUCCCAGGACCUGUGCUGGACAUGGACAAACAUCUGGACGACCUCCCAUUCACCAUGUGGGAAAAAGCUAUGAGGCUGGUGUCCCAAAGUGCUGCGAUUCCAAGCCCAAACACCAACAAUCCAGUAGUCAGACAGAAGCUAAGCAGAGAGAACCAGGAUCCGAAGAACCCAGUGAGUGUUCAAGCCCUGAAUGUGUUAAAUGUAACUGCUGUGCACUCAGAAGCACACAGCUGGAAUGUUUUUGUGGGCGACAACAAUGACUGGGAACUGGGAUUAAAGAUUGAGAAUUCUAAAGUUGGCAUUCGAUUUAGGGACGGGUUUAGGCUGACACUCCAGCCUUCGUUAGACACGGCACACGCGGAAGCUACGACAGCUCUGACGGAGGCUGAAGUCUCCGCCAAACCUGUCGGCAGGUAA